UGUCUGUGCCCCCCAAGACCCAUGUUUCUGCUUUUCUUUUUUUUGUAUAGCAGCCAGGGCUGGGUUGUAACCUGCCACCCCCAGUGCAUGAGCUGAUGCUCUAACCACUGAACUACAGGCGCCCAACCAAAGGCCCAUGCAUGUUUCUGGACAGAGGGAGAGCCCAGAGGGCAGUGAUUGGCACUCAGGGGUCUAACCCAGAGGUUGCCCUGUGCAGACAGCUCAGAAUCAUAGCCAGCCCCCCUGCAGCCCUCACUCACCCUGUGCCACCAGAGAAACAGCCACUGUGCACCAGGCACUUCACCUCUCUCCAUCAGCCCUGGGUGGUGGCAGUGACUAGGCCCCUUUCACACUCGUACAUUUCACAACCUUUACUGAGUGCCAACCAUGUGCCCAACACCAUUCCAGAUUUGCAUGGAAGGGAAUCUGCAGUCUGUGCCCCCAGGAAGCCACCUUCUAGGAGAGGGCACAAAGACACAGAGUUUGGCCCUGGUAACGUGGGGUUCAAGCCCAGGUUUGAGGCUCAGUGCUCUGCUAUCCCAGACACAGCAUGCUGUCUCCCAAAGACCAAGUGAUUCUCUUAGUCCAAGCCUCAUCAGCACUCCUGGGAUGAUGGGACAAGGCAGGCACCAGGCAACCACGAGGCCCAAAGAGACAUCACAACUUGCUCAAGGUAGCUGAGCCUGUCCCCUGGAGGACAGGACCAGCUUCCAGGCCUGUCCAGAUCAGGGGGCCACAAAGAAUCAGAAUCAGUUCACAUUGCGCCUCCCAGCAGUCCCGGUGGGAGUCAGCAGGAGGGAGAGGUGUGUUAGACUUCACCCAGAGAAAGCAUGUCCGUGGCUCAGAACACUUGAGAAGGCAGGCACGGGCACAAGGCUGGGUGCACAGAAGGUCUCCAAAGCUUGCUUGGAGAUGACAGUGAAACAUCUACCUGUGUAGAUGUUAGCAAACUCCAUGCUGGCAAUUGGGUCACUGAGGCCUAGAGAGAAAAUGAGCAACCCAAGAGUGAUUGCUGGGUUAAUUCAUCCAUCUAUUUCUUCAGUCAACAAACCUUUAUUGAGCAGCGACUGUGCCAGGCGCUGUUUUAGGUGCUGGGGUUGCUUUGAUGAGCAAGACAAACUCUGCCCCUGUGAACCAAACUAAGCUGGACCCCAGGGUGGGAUAGGGGGUGAGUGGUCCAGCCAACAGGACACUACUUUCUGCUCCCCUCAGGGGGGCACCACACAAAACAGUCUGCAAAGCACGCCCACCUAUAUGUUCACAGGGACAAGCCUUCAUCUCCCAGCCCAACUCCUUCCUCUCCUUGUCCUUUGGAUGGCAUGUGCCCUGAACAUAAUUCAGGUUGGGAGAGUGGGGGCUUUACACCUUUGAGUGACUUCAUGUGUCCCUUUGCACAUCCUGCCCAAGACCCACCACUUCUGCCCCCUCAGCUCUCCCUGGAUCCACUGAAUCCCAGGUGGAACUAUCCUCUGGGCUCCAAGGACCUGGAGGAAGAGGACCCAUGGGGAGGGGGCUCUGGCCUGCCACCCACUGGCUGCUUCCCUGGUUCCUGGCACCAGGAUGUGGGCCUGGACUGCAAGGGUGCCCCCGAAGGGGCCAAGGCCCGGGCCUGGACUGCCUACUACUACCACCUCCUGCAGAGCUGUCUGCAGCAAGCUGGCCUUCCGGAGACCCAGGACCGCAGCCAGGUGCCCCGCACAGGCUGUCCUGGGGCAGAGGUGACCUUGUGCAUUCUGGGAUCCCCAAGCACUUUUCUGUCCGUGCUGCUGGAGGGUGGGGUCCAGAGCCCGGGAAAUAUGCUCCUUUGCUUGUCCUCUGCGUGGCUGAUGAAGGUGCCAGCACCCGGGCAGCCGGGUGAGGCAGCCCUACUGGUCUCCAAGGCUGUGAGCUUCCACCCAGGGGGUCUGACGUUCCUGGAUGAUUUUGUCCCCCCACGCCGUGUAACCUACUUUUUGGCAGGCAUGGGGCAGGGGCCUGGCCGGGGCAGGGAGGCUGCAGAACUUGCCCGUGACCUGACCUGCCCCACAGGAGCUUCAGCCGAGCUGGCCCGGCUGCUGGAGGACCGGCUGCUGACCAGGCAGUUGUUGGCCCAGCAGGGCAGUGUGGCAGUGCCAGCCACCCUGGCUUUUAUUUACAAGCCGCUGGGGCUGCUGCAGGAAGGGGACACCAGCCCAGGCCUACGAUUGGUAGAGCUGAGUGGCAAAGAGGGCCAGGAAACGCUGGUGAAAGAGGAAGUAGGGGCCUUUCUGCACUCCGAGGCCCUGGGUGAUAUCCUGCAGGUGGCUGUGAAGCCAAGUGGCUGGCGCUGGCGGGGGCGGCAGGCAUUGCAUCUGCACCAGCGGGUAGAGCCAGGAGCAGUGGUGGACACUGUGUUGGUGCUGCUGGAGCAGCUGGAGGAGGAAGAGAGCAUCCUGGUGGAGGCUGUGUGCCCACCUGCCCAGCUGCCCUUCCCAGGCAGCCCCUCACCUGGGCCUGAGCUGGCUGUGCGUAUCUGUGCUGUGGUGUGUCGGACACAGGGCGACAGACCCCUGCUAAGCAAAGUGGUAUGCAGUGUGGGCCGCGGGGAUAGGCCAUUGCGACACCAGAACUCCCUGCCGAGGACAUUGGAAGUGGCACUGGCCCAGUGCGGCCUAGGCGAGGCGGCGCAGGUGGCGGUCUUGAGGCAGCGCGUCAAGGCUGCGGCUGAAGACGCGCUGGCCGCGGUGCUGGCCCUGGAGGCCGGCCUGAGUGCCGAGCAGCGAGGUGGGCGCUGGGCCCGCAUUGACUUCCUUGGGGUGGACUUCGCGCUGACAGUUGCCGGCCGCGCGCUGACCCCCGUGGCCCUGGAGCUGAACGGCGGCCUGUGCUUGGAGGCGUGCAGCGCACUCGAGGGGCUGUGGGCCGCGGGCCGCCUGGGACCGGCGGCCGACGAUGCAGCAGCCGCGCCGCUGGUGGAGACCAUGCUCCGGCGCUCGGCGCACUACCUCAUGGAGGGCAAGCAGCUGCUGGUGAUCGGCGCGGGCGGCGUCAGCAAGAAGUUCGUGUGGGAGGCGGCGCGCGACUACGGGCUCAAGCUGCACCUGGUGGAGUCAGACCCCAACCACUUUGCAUCCCAGCUGGUGCAGACCUUCAUCCACUUUGACUUGACGGAGCACCGGAAGGAUGAGGAGAAUGCAAGGCUGUUGGCUGAGCUGGUGCGGGCGCGUGGCCUGCAGCUGGAUGGCUGUUUCUCCUAUUGGGAUGACUGCCUGGUGCUCACAGCACUGCUCUGCCAGGAGCUGGGUCUGCGCUGCAACCCCCCAGCUGCCAUGCGGCUGGCCAAACAGAAGAGCUGCACCCAGCUGCACCUGUUAGACUGCCAUGGCCCACCCUGGCCUGCACCCUCCCUUCAUGCUGUGGCCUGCUGCCCGCUGGAGAGUGAGGCUGACAUGGAGAGGGCUGUCCACCAGGUUCCCCUGCCAGGUGUCAUGAAGUUGGAGUUUGGGGCAGGUGCAGUGGGAGUGCGGCUGGUGGAGGAUGCGCCACAGUGCCAUGAACACUUUUCCAAGAUCGCCCGAGACUUGCAGGGUGAGGCCGACCACCCAGGCAUUGGGCUGGGCUGGGGCAAUGCCAUGCUACUGAUGGAGUACGUGGAGGGCACUGAACACGAUGUGGACCUGGUGUUGUUUGGUGGGCGGUUGCUGGCUGCCUUUGUCUCUGACAAUGGCCCCACGAGGCUGCCUGGCUUCACUGAGACAGCUGCCUGCAUGCCUACUGGGCUGGCACCGGAGCAGGAGGCGCAGAUGGUGCAGGCAGCAUACCGCUGUUGCCUGGGCUGCGGGCUGCUUGAUGGGGUCUUCAACGUGGAGCUCAAGCUGACAGGGGCUGGGCCUCGGCUCAUCGAGAUCAACCCCCGCAUGGGCGGUUUCUACCUACGCGACUGGAUUCUGGAACUCUAUGGUGUGGAUCUGCUGCUGGCUGCUGCUAUGGUGGCCUGUGGCCUGCGGCCGGCCCUGCCCACCCACCCACGUCCCCGUGGCCACCUGGUAGGUGUCAUGUGCCUGGUGUCCCAGCACCUGCAGGCCCUGAGUUCCACUGCCAGCCAUGAGACCCUGCAGGCCCUACACGACCAGGGCCUGCUGCGUCUCAAUAUGCUAGAGGAGGCCCUGGUGCCUAGAGAGUAUGAGGAACCCUACUGCAGCGUGGCAUGUGCUGGGCCUAGCCCUGCUGAGGCCCGCCUCCGCCUGCUGGGCCUCUGCCAGGGCCUGGGCAUUGAUGGGCCCAACUACCCUGUUGCCCACUUCUUGUCUCACUUCAAAUAACGCUGGGGCCAGGAGGCAGGGGUGCAGUGCCGGGAAAGGGCUGUGGUGCCCUCUGCUCCCUGUGCUUUCCCCAGUCCCAGUCUGGCCCACUCUGACACCUUAGAUCUGUUCCAGAGCAGCAGGUCCAUUUGGCAUCAAGGGUUCCUAGAUGCCAAGACCACAAAAGCAAGUAUCGGGGGACUGCUGGGGGCUUUUGUCUUUCCAAAGGCUCCAGUCCAGCUCACAGCUUUGGUAGGAGUCUAGCCUGGGAGAAGUGACAGCAGCUAUACACGCACACUACCCCCACCUCCCCAGAUGGAAGUGGGCCCAAACCCAGCCACUCUGCCCAUCCCUCCAGGUCUGUUUCUCUUCCUGCUGCCUACCAGAGGGAGAGCCUGGCUGGGCCCCUGGCCUUGGACAAAUCCCAGGAAAACUGGAAACUAAAGACCUUGUCCUUCUCUUACCCAAGUUCCAGGAUAGUGAUAGACCCUGUUGAAAAUUUUCAUCAAUGUCCCACCUGCCUCAUUUGGCUUGAGUAGUAAAAGCAGGUGACUGUGUUCAGCAGUAAUCAUCUCCCCUCUCACCUCCAGUCAGUUGCUGUUGCCCACAUUCUACAGAUGAAACAGGCUCAGAGAGGAAAACUGAUUGCCUCAAGGUCAUACCAUAGUGGAUGGGUGGUCGUGGGACAUGAUGCAAGAUUCAGGUUCCUGGUUUUUUUUUGCAGUUUUUGGCCGGGGCCAGGUUUGAACCCACCACCUCCGGUAUAUGGGGCCAGGGCCCUACUCCUUUGAGUCACAGGCACUGCCCCAGGUUUUUGUUUUGAUUAUGUCUUCUAUGCCCACUCAGCUUUUAGGCCCUCCUCACCUCCCUCCUUCAUUCAUAAGUAGUCCUGAGAUGUGUGAAUACCUCCCUGCCACAUGCCACGCUCCUUCUCCUAGCUUCAGUGCUUUGGCCUCUAGCACGCUAACUAGCAUUGGCAGAGGAGAGUCUACACUCCCUAAUUCAGGAAAUGCUGCUUUGAGAGCUCUGUCUUUGUGCACAUAGGAGCUAUGAGCAGUUCCCUAAGCAUUCCUACCCAAAUAAAGGCUUGUGGAUUAGUGAAGUGUCCGGAGUCUGGGAUAGGUUCUCUUGAUUGGACAAUUCUUCCCAGGCUCAGACAGAUAGAGAGUAAGGGAGGGUGAAGGGAGAGGUGAGUAGAGGAUACCUAUAGCAUCUGGAGCUGAGGGGAAACCACCUCGCUGUCCAGACACCUGUCCUGCCCUACACCUACAUCAGGACCCAACCUGACGAUCUCCUUAGGUCUUUUGGUGGAAUUACAACCAGAGUGCUUCAGCCAACCACAUACCCCUCAACCUGCUUAAAGACCCCUAAAUUUUGUCCAUCUGAGUUCAUACCCAGCCUUCCUUGUGUAACCUGAAUGCACAUCUACACAGCCUCCAGCAAUCAGAACUCACACCCUCAAGCUCUGGUCUGCCCGAAUUUACCCCUACAUAGUUCCAACCAACAAGAAUCCAGGCCUAAUCUAAAGCCCUAGACCAAGACUGCAUGUGUGGAACAUGCCUGUAGUCCCAGCAACUUGGGAAGCUGAGGCAGGAGCAUAUCUUGAGCCCAGAAGUUCAAAUGAGCUAUGAUUAUGCCUCUACACUCCAGCUUGGGUGACAGUGAGGUGGGAUAGGAAACCCCCUGAAAUCAUCCCUUGCCCUUGCUUGAAAGAAGGAAGUAAAGUAGCUAAAAUAAAAAUUAAGGAACAAGAGCAGCCACCAGUGUGGCACUGCAAUUAUUGCCUGACCCAUUGUUCAGAGUAAAAUUGUUUUCUUACCCAGACUUGUGAUCUGUGACUGCUGUAACUACAAGUGCUGUAAUGCUUUUUGCUUCUGUAACCGAUGACGGAAAGUCGGUUGCUUGCUUGCUGGCUGGACUGCACGUAACCCCCUGAUAGUAUAAAUAAUUUACCCUAUAUAAAUCCUUCCCUUCUCAUGGCCUGUGCUAUUCCCUCUGUAUCCACAUAGAAGGACAGUCAGUUGGCCAACCUAAUAAAGACUCCUAAAAUUGGCUUUAAUUAAUC
This is a messenger RNA of Nycticebus coucang (slow loris), 6324 nucleotides long. RefSeq names its product carnosine synthase 1 (gene CARNS1). Gene Ontology annotation, biological process: carnosine biosynthetic process. The record is from RefSeq and is a predicted model, not a curated record. Lineage: Eukaryota; Metazoa; Chordata; Mammalia; Primates; Lorisidae. The transcript has 8 exons. The coding region runs from base 1320 to 4280 and encodes 986 amino acids. Gene Ontology annotation, molecular function: ATP binding; carnosine synthase activity; metal ion binding.